Ostreobium quekettii is the source of this 309-nucleotide messenger RNA. Lineage: Eukaryota; Viridiplantae; Chlorophyta; Ulvophyceae; Bryopsidales; Ostreobiaceae. The record is from the annotation of a GenBank genome assembly.
AUGCGCCAUCUUGGACCACCAACAACCUGGGUUCCCAAGCCACAAUGCGAGAAGGGUGCCACAGAAUGCCACCUGCCACAAGAUCCAAAAUCCUGCGUAUGCCUCUCGCAGCAGUCUUUCCCACUUCGACAGCAAGCUUCGUCUUGCAGGAACACUGCGCUGAGUCGGCUGUUUAAUCUUCACUGGGCACCUGGGCAGCUGCUGGCUCCGUCUUAUCAGACGAUGGGGCUUCCUCAGGGGCCUGGUAGUUGGUGCCAACAGGCUGGGCCGUCGCAGACACUUCCUGAUAGCUUGCAGCAGGUGUGGUAG